AUGGUUUUCGAAUCUAUUGUGGUCGAUGUUUUAAAUCGGUUUCUUGGGGAUUAUGUUGAGAAUCUGAAUAGAUCACAACUAAAACUAGGAAUAUGGGGAGGCGAUGUUGUCUUGGAAAAUUUGAUAUUGAAGCAGAAUGCACUCGAGGAGUUAAAUAUCCCUGUUCAGACUGUUUAUGGACACUUAGGAAAAUUGGUGCUAAAAAUUCCAUGGAAAAAUCUGUAUGGUGCAUCAGUGGAAGCAACAGUUGAAAGAUUAUUUCUGAUAGUAAAUCCAAAUGCAGAAAUUAAAUAUGAUCCCGAAAAAGAAGAAAAGAUGGCUCUGGCAGCCAAACAGGCUGAGCUUGCAAGAGUUGAAGAGGCCAAAAAGAAGGAAGCUGAAAAAGAUGCUAAUAAACUUGACGAGACCUUUGUUGAGAAACUUGUCACACAAAUCAUAAAGAAUGUUCAGCUCAAAAUAUCGGAUAUCCACAUUCGCUAUGAGGACAGCAUUACCAAUCCUAAAUCACCAUUUUCUUUUGGGAUCACUCUGCAUAAUCUGUCCGUACACACCACUGAUGAAAAUUGGAAGCAGACAGUGAUUCAAGAAGCAGUUACAAAAAUAUUUAAGAUAUUGAAUCUGGAAGGAUUAGCAAUCUAUUGGAAUCCAACUACUGAGUUGUAUUCAAGGAGCAGCCUACAGGAAAUCAAAACUAGACUACAGAAAGAAAUUGCAACGAAAACAUCUAAACCCCAGGAUUAUAAAUAUGCCCUUGCACCAAUCAACGCUACAGCGAAAUUGAAAUUAAACCCCAAACCAGAAGGUGAUACACCCAAAUUUAGUAUACCUAAAGUGAUUUUAAGCUUGCACAUGGAACAGCUGGCUGUGAACUUGAACAAAGCACAAUACCAGGAUAUGAUGUUACUAGCGGACUCUAUGGACAGAAUGAGUAAGGGUGCACCAUACAGAAAGUAUCGACCAGAUUUAAAUAUAUACAAGGGCCACUAUAAGGAGUGGUGGCAUUUUGCCUUCAAAUGUAUUUUAGAAGAGGAAGUACUGCGACGUCGCAGAAAUUGGGACUGGACACAUAUGCUGUCCCAUAGGAAACUAUGCAAGGAUUACGCAAAUGCUUAUCAGAAUAAGUUAACUUGUAACGGCAAAGUGUCUGCUGAACACCAGUGUAUCCUGGAUAAAGCUGAGAAGUCCUUGGAUUUGUUCAAUUUGGUGGUUAUUAGACAGCAAAUUGAGUUAGAGGUUGAAAGGCUGGGUAAGCUUGAAGCAGAAGCGAAGAAAUCUCGCGGAUGGUUCAGUGGGUGGUGGGGCGGAGGCAGUUCUAAGGACGAUGAAAUUUCCCAAGGAGUCGCUAUCAUGAAACAAUUCGAGAAAGCAAUGACACCCGAGGAAAAGGAGAAGUUGUUCCGAGCCAUCGAUUACCAAGAGAACACCGCACCACUCCACCUGCCUGUGGAGUAUGUAGCUGUCGAAGGACAUUUUAAGCUGGAUAAGCUGCAAGUAGCUGUGAAUGAUGUAUCAGAGGUCCUUAGGGGCUGUGUAGAGAAUGUGGAAUUAGAUAUGAUGCAACGGCCUAGUGCUAACGCGUUACGAGUGGACGUCCGAAUGGACGCGUUUACGGUGACGGGUGUGCGUCAAGGCGAAUUCCUGCCUCAACUUGUUACUUCGAAAGAGUUCGCGAAGGACGUAUACCUUCUUAAUGUUUUAUUUGAGACUAAUCCAUUGGAUGGUACUUGCGACCAGCGUGUACAGGUGCGCGCGCGCCCGUUGCAAAUGGUAUACGAUGCACAAACAGUAAUUGAAAUCGUCAAUGUCUUCAAGCCACCUUCGGAAUCUACAGCCUUAACAACUUUGCAAGCAGCUGCCGAAAACAAGUUGUCAGAUUUGAAAGAGAAAUCAGCUCUGGGCAUGCAGUAUGCGGUGCAUCAACACACAUUCAUCGAAUUGGAUAUAGAUGUCGCCUCCUCCUACAUCAUUGUUCCGCAGACGGGGAUGUAUAAAGGAGGAGAAGCGUGUGUCGUAGUGAAGUUGGGUGCGAUCAGCGUUAAGAGCGAACCAAGGGCACCGCAAUUGGACGUCCAUCAGCUGUAUCGUCAGGGCUUGGCCGACGAUGAUAUUUUAGCGCAGAUCACGACUCACAGCUAUGAUAAGAUGGCGCUUAGGCUUACCGAGAUGCAGAUAGUUAUCGCAUCUCCAGGCGAAGAUUGGCAGUCGGCGAUUGUGGCAAAUGAGGCGACGCCUUUACAUCUGUUGCAACCAACCAACUUGUUGAUACAGAUACAUAAAUGUCUUAUAAUCGAUGACCCGAGAAUGCCUAAAAUUAAAAUAAGGGGUGAAUUACAAAAGAUUGCCGUUAGCGUUUCAGAAGACAGGUUGCUGACAUUGUGCGAAAUCUUAGUUGGUAUGCCACUACCGCGAUCCGAUGAAACAACUCAACUUAAGGCAAGCGAUUCUAAAGCAUCAAGUCUCUCUCUAUUGAAAUAUUUGGAUCCAGCUGAAAAACAAAAAAGGGAUACCGCUAGGUCUAAACAAAGGAAAAGCGACGAACACACUGUGCAACUUACGGAACUAGAGGCGUUCUUUAUCAUGAAAGAACUAGUCCUCAGCGUCAAUCGCAAAACAAGGGAUCCAUCAAGUGGCUACGAUAGAUUUCUAGUGUUCUCAUUAAACCUACUGGAAAUUAAAGCCACACAGAAGACAUUUACUCUGGAAGCGGCCGUCCGCCUAGGCUCUGUAGACAUGCAGCACCAUCGUGCUGGAUACGAAACUAUAGCCAUGAUACAGACGCCUGCAGAACCAGAGGAUCAGAAUAGCCUGGAGGAUCAGUACUUGUUUGCGGUUACUUAUAGUAAUGUUGACAAGAAAUGUCCAGAAUUCAGAAGUCACUACGGCUCUGUUGAACAAAUGAUUGAGCUGGAUUUCACUACGCUCGAGCUCUUGCUGCAUUUGGAAGGGUUGCAAGAAAUUCUCGUUAUUGUUAAUAAUUAUCAGACUCGAUUAAAUGCCAUUCAAAGCACAGUGGAUCGAUACGCCAAUGCGGGUCCUCUAGAAACCAUUAUGGAAGACGAAGAACUAUUGUCUAUGGUCAAGUCAAAAGUCAGUGUAACAAAAGCGCCGCGUCGUAAGCAAGUGGAGAGUAUACAAUUGAAAGUGAACGUUAAGAUUGGGUCAGUAGAGAUCAAAUUCGCGACAGAUGUUCGGCCGCUCUCGCUGCUCAAAUUACAAGGUGCUACUGCGGGCUUAGUGCUUAAAGCCUCGUACACGCAAAUAGAUUGCUCUAUUGCGUCUAUAAAAGUUGAGGAUUUGAAUCCAGCAACGGUACACAAAGAGAUAUUAAAAGUUCUCGGUGGUGACGUGAUGAACGUGCAAAUAGUGAUGUACAAUGUGGAACAGUAUCCUAAUACUAGUGAUGUCAACAUGUCGAUAGACGCUCAGAUAAACUGCUUGAGGAUUGUCUUUCUGAAUUGGUUCCUCACUUCAAUGUUGGAGUUCCUGAAUAAUUUCCAAGCGGCGCAAGAAGCGAUUAUCGAGGCUUCUUCGCAAGCAGCAGAGGCAGCUCGUGCUAACGUACACAAUGCAUAUCAGAAUUCAACCAAGUUAGCCCUCAAACUCCGCCUUGCUGCACCCAUUAUUCUGGUUCCCGAGAAUUCUAGCAGCAUGAAUGCGAUGCUGUUGGACUUCGGACGAAUGACGAUCAAUAAUAAGUUCGUGGACUUACCGGUAGCUGACGUCAGUAAUAAGGUAACAGUAGACGAACUAACUCUGGAGUUAGAAGAAUUAAAGGUCUCCUGUGUUCAACUCAUCGAAGACAGUACCGAAGUGUCUCAUGAGAGAAAGCUUUUGCGGCCAACCAGCUUCAAGCUUCUCGUUAAACGCAGCCUUUCGAGCUGGUACGAACCACUGCCGGACCUUGAUGUGUCUGGACGGAUGAAGACCAUUGCUAUUACCGUCGGGCAUAGUGAUUACAAAAGUAUAAUGAAGAUUCUGAAUCAAAAUCUACAAGAAGGCCAAAACAAAGCAGAGGAAGUGAAGCCGCAACAGAACCUAUCAAAGGUCACCUCGAAACCGACGGUCAAGAGCCAGACCAGCAAAGUUACUACGAAGUCUACGGUAGCUGUGGUGACACCGAGGGAAACGAAAGAACCAAGGACCACUAUCAAAUUCUCAUUUACUAUGGACAGCUUUGUCAUUGAUCUCAUGAAUACUGUGUUGUCUGAAGACUCCCUGUUCACAAAAGACGUGGAAUUAGCCCGUUUCUGCCUCGCCCUACUGUCUGUAAAGGGGCGAAUGUUCUCAGAUGGUUCUUUACAUACAUCAGUGCUGCUCGUUGAUUGCACGUUAGAUGACACCAGGCCUGGCAGAGGUGCUAAGAUUACCAGAUACUUGGAAAGACGUCGCGAUAGACCCGAUAUAAAGCUGGACCAAACUGAUGAAACUCAGGACAACAUAAUGGAAGCGCAUGAUAAGAUUCGCAGCAUGAUCGACAUUACCUAUACGUUGAAGAACUCUGAUACAUUUAUCGACAUGAGAAUAUUCAGUUUCAACUUGAUCUUGGCGAUGGAUUUCUUAAACAAAAUCGCCGAGUUUAUGACAAGCGGUCUGGCUGAAGAUGCACCUGUUGUGAAGCCGAAGGAAGAAAUUAAAAUCAUCAAGUCCACGACGGAUAAAUUAGCUGAGACUAAUAUUAAAAAGAAAAUAUCAGUCGCGUCCGGACCAUCACUGACGGAACAGAGCGCGCGUCCCGCCAUGAUGACCGUCAACAUCAAGAUAGAGCAGCCUGAUAUCAUACUCGUCGAGUCUUUGGAGCAGAAGAAAUGCGACGCUCUGGUUUUGAAUAUGGAAGCAAAAUUCAAGUUACGCAAGACGGAUGAACAUAUGGUUGCCGACGGCGGUAUAUCGGGGCUACAAAUGGUGGUUCGCACGCUAGGCCGAUCGAGUGCCGCGCCGAGAUACCUACUUGCGCCCGCGCAUCUUUCUCUCGCACUGUCGCAGCCUCCGUCAAGUGGCAUGCAUGUGGACGUAGCACUCACUGACAUAAAGAUAACCGUCUCACCGGAAAUGAUUGCGCUCCUGAACCGUGUCCUCGCUACGAUGACGAGCAGCGAAGAAGACAACGUCGAACAGGACACCAAGGCGAUCUUCUAUGACAAACUUUGGGAUAUACAACCCUUCAAGCCCUCCACUUAUUGGUUCCUGAAAACUGAAGAGGCAGUAGAAGCAAUAAGCUUAGAAGAGGAAUCGGCAGUUUCUCUAGUUAAGGCGCCAGUUGGGGAGAUAUGCCUACUAUCCAGUCCAUCUAUAGUUUUGGCUUUGGAAAUGGAGAUCGGUAAUGAGACCAUACCGGUGUUGGUGAUGCAGUCUUCUCUUACCGGACAAGUUAAAGAUUGGAGCUCUGAUUUCUACAUGGAGUGCACGUGGGCGAUGCAAGUUUCAUAUUACAACAUCGGUCGAGCCAUGUGGGAGCCACUCGUUGAACCCGUAGAAGUGCUUAAGAAUUAUCAGUACAAACACGUUCCGUGGGAGCUGAAAAUGGAGGUAGUGAUGCGACCUGAAGAAUCUCAAUCGACGAUAGACACCACAGAUGAAGCAGCAAAUAUAGCGGCGGCUGCUCAAAGACAAGCCAAUAAAACCAUUACGCUAUCAAGCAGUGAACCACUUGAGAUAACUAUCACUAGAAGUGGUAUUGAGGUGCUCACACAACUUGCGAAUUCGUUUUCAACUGCAAUUGCCGAGACAACGGCGGAUACUACGUUAGUUGCAAAGGCUAAACUAGAAGAUACUUCACAAAAGCAGUACUUGGGUGCACCAUAUGUUCUUCAUAACUGUACGGGCCUUACUACAAAGUUGAUUCUUCACAAUAAUCACGACUUUGCUGUCUUCCUCACUGAAGAGUACACUAGUUCUGACUACAGGGAAGUUGUUUUGGAGCCAGGCGCUUGUUUACCACUUCAGCUGAAGCAAGGCGGUAUUAACGUCAUGAAAUUGAAUGAGCCACCUCCGCAACUCAAGCUCAACUUUAAGAUUGUGGAACUAGACGAAGAGCUACAAAUUCCCGUUGAACGUGCUGACAAACGGUACUUUACGCUAGGACGACGCGCUUCAGGCGAGAGUCGUGCCAAGAAUGUGCCUCAUGCAGCUGCAAUGGAGCCACGUGGACUUAUCAGUGAUGUUGUGAUGCAAGAUGCCGCUUUACAUAUAUACCUGCGCAGUGUAGUUCAGGUUACAAAUAUGCUGGCGGUGCCUGUGUGCGUUUAUUAUAUGACAUUGAGCGGAAACGAAGUCAGAUUAUUGGGUGAAGUGGGUGCGGGUGGUACUUUACGUCUCCCGUUACAAGCCGUACAUACGCCUACAGCGGAAAUCUUCUUCUCUGUUGAAGGUUUCACCGUAUCCGUGUCACCAUUUAUCUGGCGAGAACUGCAACAAGAACCAAAAAUUUCAAAACUUCUACAGUGUGACUCAAAAGAUAAGAAUAGCGGAGAAAAGUUCUAUUUAAGGGCCGUGGGUACAAUGGAACAAGUAUUCUUCGAGCAUUCUAAUCGGCAUACCUUCGCGUCAUCCUGUUACGACAUAGUUCUAAAACCAGCCGUGAAGUUACAAAACUGCUUACCAGUGGACAUCGUUGUCUCUCAACUUGGACUCAAGCGCACACAGCUCUUCAAACCUGGAGAGAUGUUCCAUCUUUCACAUUUAGCGCCAAAUAGAGCUUCUAUCGUUAUUAUGAUUCAAAACUACCUAGACAAAUGCUGGGUUUGCACAAAAAACUUGCCGGAGGAGUCCAGUGAGUUGUCAGUUUGGUCCUUCGAGUCGCACGAUAGUCCAGCACUAAUGGUACUGGAACUUGGUAUGCACAGCGCUGAUAUGGAAGGAACACAGCUGCUUUCGCUGUACUGUCCAUUCUGGAUGUUAAAUAAAACUGGAUUCACUCUAUGCUAUAGGAAAUCAAAGAAACCAGAAAAAGAUUCCAGCACCCCCAACAAGAACGUCGACGAGACAGGCAAUGUGAUCUUCCAUCCGAAAGAUUACAAGGAGCCGAUAUUGUUCUCGUUCCGCGCGAAAAAUUUCUUCGGCAAGAAGAAGGCGGCAAUACGAGUGGAGUUUGGCGAGUGGUCCGACAAGUUCUCGCUAGACGUGCCCGGAAGUUCCGGUGUUGUUAUCUGUAAAAAUGAAGGCCGGACGUAUCAGGUUGCAGUUACCAAUCAGCUGACGUUCAACAGCUUGACAAAAAUGGUGAUAUUCACGCCCUUCUUCCUCAUUCUCAACGAGUGUCCAUUUGCAAUACAAUACCAGGAGUUGCACCGUUCUGGCGACCCUUGGAGAGAGGUGGACCAAAAUUCGAGUGCUCCCCUUUGGCCUAUAGUGGAAAAAGAAGAUAAGCUUUUACUGCUACGCGUGUCUGGAUCUACGGAACACGCUUCGCCGUUUCUUUACACGGAACAACAUAGUGUCUGCUUAAAAUUAAACAAUCAUUACGGCGGCUUACACGUAGAAGUGCAACUAAGCGAGGGCGGCACCUACGUCACAAUACGCCAAUAUCGCGACGGCCACGCCCCCGCACUCCUUGUGAAUUUCACUUCGCACGCAGUCACCGCAUAUGAAAAGGAGAAUGUUAAUGUCAGAAAAAUUCCAUCAAUGCAUAGGAUGCUAUACACAUGGGACAACCCUGCUGGACCGAGAAUAUUAAUAUUCGAGGGUCACAAGAGAAAGGAAAUUGAAAACGAUCUAAGAAAGGAUGGGAUUGGUGACUUCAUGAUAAAUGAAACUCACCGUAUUACAUGGGUUUCUUUCUUGGACGGUCUCCAGCGUGUGAUUUUGUUAACCGAAGAUCCGAUACUAGCAAGUGGCGCUCACACUAUCGGCGAAGCUGAACCCGUACAUACUGAAUUUCAACUGGCCAUGCACGGAUUGGGUCUCUCGCUGGUCAAUGACUAUGACCUCACGGAAAUCCUAUACAUCAGUAUAUCCAAUUCGGGUAUAAUAUGGGAGCAAUGUAAAGUUGGGGCACGCCGAUAUAAGAAAAUCGAAGGUCAGAAGCUUAUACAGUAUGAAGAAGCAUAUCAAAAGUAUAUCAAUGACAAAAUAGUUAGUGACAAUGAGGUCUCGCCGCGAGUGCAUAUAGAUGAAACUAUUGAGGUUGACUUCGAAGAGAUGCGAGUUUUGAAGCCGUCUCAGCGUCUCUUGCGACGGACUAUGCAGCCGGGUUUAUGGGCACGGUACGGUUGUUGGCACCGGUCCCUCCCCCCUAAGUCUGUCGCCAACGAAGAUCCUAGCGGUACAAAACCAUUUAUUGAAGUAUCUAUAGUAGAACGUAUAAUGGAACAUAGCAAAGUGCGUCAAUACAAAUACUACAAGAUGCUAAUCCAAGAGUUCCAUGUAAAGGUGGAUAUGGGAUUCAUUAAUGCGCUCAUGGGCAUGUUCCCACAGAGAUCGUUGACUGAACAGGAAGCCCUUGAUGCAUUCCAAGCCGACUUAGAGAAGGCAGGCCAGCCCCUAGAAGCACUAGCCGCGAUGGGCGUUGCCUCUGAUCUUAAGAACUUCUACGAUAAUCUUCACUUAUCACCUCUAAAAGUUCACGUCUCGUUCUCUCUUGGUGGCGCGAGUCAAUUGCCGACCUUCGUGGGCACAGUACUUCAGAGUAUCGGAGUAACACUCACGGACAUGAACGAUGUAGUUUUCAAGUUAUCGUACUACGAGCGGAAUUACGAGUUCCUCUCGCAGAAGGAACUAAUCAGCCAAGUUCAGAACCAUUACACGGGCCAAGCGUUGAAACAGCUCUACGUACUCGUACUGGGGUUGGAUGUGAUCGGAAAUCCUUAUGGUCUGGUCAUCGGCCUCAAAAAGGGCGUGGAGGACUUAUUCUAUGAGCCUUUCCAGGGAGCAAUUCAAGGACCUGGUGAAUUCGCUGAAGGACUGAUGUUAGGGGUUCGGUCACUAGUGGGGCAUACGGUUGGAGGUGCUGCUGGGGCAGUUUCAAGGAUAACUGGUGCUAUGGGGCAUGGUCUUGCAGCUCUUUCCUUGGAUAAGGAAUAUCAAAGAAGACGAAGAGACAACAUAAACAAACCUCCGGCUAACUUGCAGGAAGGUCUAGCCAGAAGUGGCAAAGGGCUUGUUAUGGGGAUAUUCGACGGCGUCACUGGGGUAUUCACGAAACCGAUAGAUGGCGCUCGAGAGGAGGGCGUCGAAGGGUUCUUCAAAGGUCUGGGGGUCGGUGCCGUGGGGCUAGUAGCGAGGCCCACAGCUGGAGUCGUAGACUUCGCGUCAGGGUCCUUUGACGCCGUCAAGAGGGCCGCGGAUAUGUCUGAAGAAGUGACGAAGCGUAGAGCUGCAAGAUAUUUGCCACCAGAUGCAGGCGUUAGACCCUACUCCAGGUCGCAAGCGGAAGGAUAUAAGAUGCUCUCUGAACUCGAAAAGGGAAAAUUCGUGAGCACCGACACAUACGAGGCGCAUGUAUGGGUGAUAGCUGGUAAAGAGGUGGUGAUGUGCACAGACAAGCGGCUCUUCUACCUCGAGAAGAAUAACGUGUUUGGUGGAUGGCAGAUUGUCUGGAUGUACCUAUGGACGGAAAUACCAGAGGUGCCGACCGCGGUCAACAAGGGCGUAUACAUCCCGACCGCAAAGCGAAAAGUGCUCGGCAUGUUCCCGAGUUCCGGCUCCGGGAAAGUCAUAUUCCUAUACGACGAGCAGCAGAAGAAGUACCUGCUGGCGCAGUGCGAACGGCUGAUGGCCGCGGCCCGUUGA
This is a messenger RNA of Leptosia nina, 9726 nucleotides long. Lineage: Eukaryota; Metazoa; Arthropoda; Insecta; Lepidoptera; Pieridae. The record is from the annotation of a GenBank genome assembly.